AUGCAGAAAUUUGCUCAACAGGGAAAACUUAAGAUUUUUUCUUACUUAAGUGCUUUUCCCCCUACAGAUGCAGAACAGUGCAUCUUGUGUGCAGAUCAAGAGUACCCAAGCAUGGAGAGAAAUCACUGCCUCCCCAAGCUGAUGACCUUCUUAGGCUUUGAGGAAUUUCUGGGGAUGGCUCUGGCCUGCAUGGCUCUGUGCUUCUCUGUCCUCACAGCUGCGGUCCUCUGGGUCUUUGUGAGGCACCGAGACACUCCCAUCGUCAAGGCCAAUAACAGGACCCUCAGCUACAUCCUGCUCAUCACCCUGCUCCUGUGCUUCCUCUGCUCCUUACUCUUCAUUGGCCGUCCCAACACAGCCACCUGCCUCCUCCGGCAAAUAGCAUUUGGCCUUGUGUUCACAGUGGCUGUUUCCACUGUGCUGGCCAAGACCAUCACUGUGAUUCUGGCCUUCAAAGCUCUGAAACCUGGGAGAACAAUGAGGCGAUUGCUGGUAAUAGGAGCUUCUAACUUCAUCAUUCCCAUCUGCUCUUUCAUCCAACUGGCUCUCUGUGGCAUCUGGUUGGGAAGUUCUCCCCCCUUUAUUGACAUAGAUGUACACUCUGAGCCUGGCCACAUCAUCCUGGUGUGCAACAAGGGCUCGGUCACUGCCUUCUACUGUGUCCUGGGCUACCUGGGCUCCUUGGCCCUGGCGAGCUUCAUUGUGGCUUUCCUAGCCAGGAAUCUGCCUGACACGUUCAAUGAAGCCAAGUUCCUGACGUUCAGCAUGCUGGUGUUCUGCAGUGUCUGGGUGACCUUCCUGCCUGUCUACCACAGCACCAAGGGGAAGGUCAUGGUGGCUGUGGAGGUCUUCUCCAUCUUGGCCUCCAGUGCAGGUAUCCUGGGCUGCAUCUGACUCAAAUGCUAUGUUAUUCUCAUAAAACCCGAUAAAAAUUCUUUGAAAGCUUUAAAAAAUCAGAGCAGUUCAAGAGGAUCCUAA
Lepus europaeus (European hare) is the source of this 978-nucleotide messenger RNA. RefSeq names its product vomeronasal type-2 receptor 116-like. Gene Ontology annotation, biological process: G protein-coupled receptor signaling pathway. Gene Ontology annotation, cellular component: membrane. Gene Ontology annotation, molecular function: G protein-coupled receptor activity. Lineage: Eukaryota; Metazoa; Chordata; Mammalia; Lagomorpha; Leporidae. The record is from RefSeq and is a predicted model, not a curated record.